Fusarium falciforme is the source of this 1914-nucleotide messenger RNA. RefSeq names its product Fungal-trans domain-containing protein. Gene Ontology annotation, biological process: DNA-templated transcription. The transcript is spliced from 5 exons. Gene Ontology annotation, cellular component: nucleus. Bases 1 to 1914 code for a protein of 637 amino acids. Gene Ontology annotation, molecular function: DNA binding; zinc ion binding. NCBI's taxonomy places the organism in Eukaryota, Fungi, Ascomycota, Sordariomycetes, Hypocreales, Nectriaceae. The record is from RefSeq and is a predicted model, not a curated record.
AUGCUCGAAAUGUCAACCUUGCCCGACUUGGGUGUAACGGCAGAAGACUGCGCAUAUCCCGUCGAAGUUUCUCGGCAGCAGGCUCAAGGGCAACAAGGGCCUCAUCCAGCGAGCAGCGACAACCCCGACCUUUCACGAGGAACCCCCGAGUCAAGCGACACACAGACCUCAGAAUUCGUAAGUAAGAUUGCAAAACUUGAAGCAAAGAUCGAGACAAUGGGAUCGAGCCUACAACGGAUUGAAAGAUGCCUCGCUUUGCUAUUAGACAGCAGUAACCUGGGUGGUAUGGGGUUGCCAACAUCUUCCGGACACCCUGAGAGCAGCCCGAGGACAGGGUUUGGGACUGCAGGGCAAGGCACCAGCAGGUUCCAACGUUCGCCGCAAAAUGAUCCUACGCUCGAGGGCUUUGGAACGCCGGAGGAUGUGUUCAUGGCAGUCAUUGAUUCAUACUUUACUUACUGCCAGAACCAGCCGUACUCGUUCUUUCAUGAGGAGACCUUCCGGCAACGUUUGUCCGAACAAGCUAUCCCUAGGCAUCUAGUCCUAGCCGUCAUGGCGACUGCAACUCGAUUCUGUUCGCAUCCGUACUUUUCGGGGCGUGCAUUGGAGAUGUCUGUCGAAUAUGCGAACAGAUCUUGGAAGCUCAUUGUGUCGGACUGUUUUACCGUCGGCAAGGUGGCAGAGGUAUCGACUGUCCAGACGGUCGCCUUGCUAGGCUUGUUCGACUUCACUGCUGGUCGAUUACGCCAUAGCUCAGCGUGGGUCAAAGUCGGCCUAGCCGUCAGGAUCGCACAGGAUUGCGGACUCAUGCUAGAGAACGCAGCGCAUCUCUCGUAUGCGGAACAGGAAGAGCGACGACGGGUGUUUUGGUCAGUCUAUCUGUUGGAUCGCUUGGUCUCCUGCGGCCGUGGUCGACCACCGGCCAUCGUUGACGCGUCGUGCCACGUGCAGCUGCCGUGUGACGAGUCAACAUGGAGAGAGGGCCUAUGGGCCAAAACACAAUCGUUGGACGAGAUGACAAACCGAACGCUUUCAGUAUCUCAACUGCAAUGCCCUUUGGCUCAGGUCAUUGCUAUUGCGCAAAUCCUCGGCCGAUGUGCGCAAUAUGUGCUUCAAGACUUCAACAUCAGAGGCCCAUAUCCACCCUGGGAUCCUGGCUCGGACUUCGCCGGCAUCGAAUCUGAUCUUCUACAUUUUGAAGCGUAUUUGGAGAUACAGAGACCAGUCAAUGAGAUGCUCGCACCUCAUAUCUCGGCUGAAGGAGUAGUGGACAGCCAGUCUUCAGGGCCGAUCAUCUUCUCUCGAGCACUGUUCCAUCUCUGCUAUUGUCUACUCAACCAUCCAUUCUUAUUACGGCGCCGCAUCAACACAUGCCGCAACCUUGCGCCCAUCAGUUUCAUUAAACGGUCAUCUGACCUAGCUUGGAUUCAUGCACAGCAGAUGAUGGCUCUUAUCCGUGAGGCGCGCAAGUUAGGCUGUUCAUUUCACUCUUCAUCCAGCGGCUAUGCGGUGACGGUCGCGGGCUCCAUUAUCGCGUUACGGACCUAUGACGAGGAAUCUUUAGCUUGUGAACAGGCUCAAAUACUGCUUGAAGAGGCCUUUCUCUAUCUGGACAUCAUUGGCCAGCACUGGAGUAAUGUUAGAACAAUGGCUUCGACACUUCGCCGAAUAGUCUACGAUGGGGUUUUAGGACCUCACCUGAACAGCCUCGCGCAAGCUUUGACCUUCACGCCUGCCGAGGAAGAAGCUCUAUGGGCGGUGGUCGACUAUAAUACCAUGUCAAACCAACUCGGCGAAGAUGCGAUAAUGAGUUGGCAGGAAUCAGAUGGCCCAAUGCCAAAUUCGUGGAUUGAUUUGUUUGGUCCCAUUGACUAUGCUUUGCUAUCUAAUUUAAACGCCGCAACUCAAGAGUAA